Cyclopterus lumpus (lumpfish) is the source of this 4113-nucleotide messenger RNA. It is a transcript of the gene clcn7, whose product is annotated as chloride channel 7. The record is from RefSeq and is a predicted model, not a curated record. Gene Ontology annotation, cellular component: lysosomal membrane; intracellular membrane-bounded organelle. NCBI's taxonomy places the organism in Eukaryota, Metazoa, Chordata, Actinopteri, Perciformes, Cyclopteridae. The transcript has 25 exons. Gene Ontology annotation, biological process: transmembrane transport; chloride transport. The coding region runs from base 145 to 2541 and encodes 798 amino acids. Gene Ontology annotation, molecular function: voltage-gated chloride channel activity.
GCGACCCUUACGAGGCGUCACGAGUCACUUGAGCGAUCAUGGGGGAGCCGAAGGAGAAUAACAGUUAAGUUUAGCCGGCAACGAACUGUCGUUGAUUAAAUAAAUCGGCGACAGUCCGGCCGGGGCGAGCUACCGGAAGCCAUCAUGGCCAACAUCACGAAGAAGGUGUCGUGGUCCAGCCGGGCCGACGAGUCCGGGGCGACCGGGGAGGGGACGCCGCUGCUCAACGGCUCCGGGCAGCCCAGAUACUGCAGACAGCUGUCUGGAGGCAGUAUAUUUCAGGUAGGCAGACUCAGCACGGUGGAUUUGGAGGAGGAGAUAUCGGCGGAGGAGGACUCUCUUCGGGGGCGGCUUAAAGAGAUCCCUCACAACGAGAAGCUGCUGUCACUUAAAUUUGAGAGUCUGGACUAUGAUAACAUUGAGAACCAGCUGUUCCUGGAGGAGGAGAGGAGGAUGAGUUACAUGGGUUUCCGCUGUCUGGAGAUCAGUCGCUGGGUGGUUUGUGGUCUGAUCGGCUUCCUGACCGGCCUCAUCGCCUGUUUCAUAGACAUCGUGGUGGAGGAACUGGCUGGGAUCAAAUACCGAGUGGUCAAAGAGAACAUCGAGAAGUUCACCGAGGUGGGCGGGCUGUCGAUCUCCCUCAUCCUCUGGGUUGUCCUCAACUCCAUCUUUGUCAUGGUGGGGGCCAUCAUCGUUGCGUGUUUCGAGCCCAUAGCAGCAGGGAGUGGUAUCCCUCAGAUCAAGUGUUACCUGAACGGAGUCAAGAUUCCCAGGGUGGUACGACUCAAGACCCUGGUGGUGAAAGUGGCCGGGGUUAUCUGUUCAGUGGUUGGCGGUCUGGCUGUCGGAAAGGAAGGGCCCAUGAUUCACUCUGGUGCUGUUGUAGCUGCCGGGGUCUCACAGGGCAGGAGCACCUCUUUAAAGAAAGACUUCAAGAUGUUUGAAUAUUUCCGGAGAGACACUGAAAAACGUGACUUUGUGUCAGCCGGAGCGGCUGCCGGAGUUUCGGCUGCUUUCGGAGCACCAGUCGGCGGCGUUCUGUUCUCUCUGGAGGAGGGAGCUUCUUUCUGGAACCAGAUGCUGACGUGGAGGAUAUUCUUUGCCUCCAUGAUCUCCACCUUCACCCUCAACUUCUUCCUCAGUAUCUACCACAAAAACGCAGGAGACCUUUCCAACCCGGGUCUCAUCAACUUUGGGCGCUUUGAGAGCGAUAGUGUGGCCUACAACCUCUAUGAGAUUCCCCUGUUCAUCAUUAUGGGAGCUAUAGGUGGGUUGCUGGGAGCUCUGUUCAACAAGCUCAACUACUGGCUGACCAUCUUCAGGAUCAGUUAUGUUCAUCGCCCUGGUUUACAAGUGAUGGAGGCCAUGCUGGUUGCUGCGGUGACCGCGACUGUUUCCUUCACCAUGAUCUACUUCUCUGACGACUGUCAGCCUCUGGGGCCUGAUCACACUGAAGAGUACCCACUGCAGUUGUUCUGUGCAGAUGGAGAGUAUAACUCCAUGGCAACGACCUUCUUCAACACUCCAGAGAGAAGUGUUCGUAGUCUCUUCCACAACCAGCCAGGAACCUACAACCCUUUGACCCUGGGGUUGUUCACUGUGACUUAUUUCUUCUUGGCGUGUUGGACCUACGGCCUGACUGUGUCUGCUGGAGUCUUCAUCCCGUCUCUGCUGAUCGGAGCAGCCUGGGGACGGUUGUUUGGAAUCCUGCUGGCCUCCAUCACCGCGACCGGCUCGAUCUGGACUGACUCUGGUAAAUACGCCCUGAUCGGAGCUGCAGCUCAGUUAGGUGGCAUAGUGAGGAUGACUCUCAGCUUGACUGUCAUCAUGGUGGAAGCUACGGGAAACGUCACGUACGGUCUUCCCAUCAUGCUCGUCCUCAUGACAGCCAAGAUCGUAGGAGACUAUUUUGUGGAGGGUCUGUACGAUAUCCACAUCAAGCUGCAGAGCGUUCCCUUCCUGCACUGGGAUGCUCCUGCCACCUCCCACUGGUUGACCGCCAGAGAGGUAAUGAGUUCGCCAGUCACCUGCUUGAACAGGAUAGAGAAGGUGGGAACCAUUGUGGACAUCCUUAGCAACACAUCCACCAAUCACAACGGCUUCCCGGUCGUCAUACAGGGUGCCGACGGUGACGAGCCAUCGAAGCUCUGCGGCCUCAUCCUCCGCUCUCAGCUCAUUGUUCUUCUCAAGCACAAGGUGUUCGUGGAGCUGGCCCGGUCCCGGCUGACCCUGAGGAAGCUCCAGCUGAAGGACUUCAGGGACGCCUACCCCCGCUUCCCCCCGAUCCAGAGCAUCCACGUCUCCCAGGACGAGAGGGAGUGCAUGAUGGACCUCACCGAGUUCAUGAACGCAACGCCUUACACAGUACCACAGGACACUUCUCUGCCUCGUGUGUUCAAGCUGUUCAGAGCGCUGGGACUCAGACACCUGGUGGUGGUGGAUGAUGAGAACCGGGUGGUCGGACUGGUGACCAGGAAGGACUUGGCCAGAUAUCACCUGGGCAAACACGGACUGGAGGAGCUUCAGCUGGCCCAGACAUAGUACACACACACACACACACACACACACACACGCGCCAUGAACUCUGACCUCUCGUAAGCUGUUCUCUACGAGCUGUGUAGCUCUAUUGCAGGACACCAUCAAAGGCCCAAGAGGUCGCCAUUAAUCUUUGAAGCUAUAAUGGUCACCAUGACAACACAAGGAAACUUCACCUUUUUUUUUAUGUUGUGUUCACGCCAACUGAGAAGCAAAUUUUUUUGCGGCAUGAACCCCUGCCCAAAAACAGAAGAGAUUUUCGCUUUUAUUUAAUUGCAGAAAACAAAAUAAAAAAGGAUGAUAAAAUACAUAAUGAAGCCGAUUUGUAAAAAAAGGCUGAAUUUAUGUUUCGUCCUGUCUUGCCGACAAGCAAACGGCUUUUUUAAAAUGCUUGUUUUCUGAGCGCCGUUCGGAUCGACCUGUGCACGUUUCCAUUAACUCUUUAUCAACACGCGGCAUGACGCCAUCUGCGAGGCGCUAACGUAGAACUCUGACCACAGACGGCUACAAGACCCGUUUCCUCUUUGUUGCGCGAGAGGUUCACUUCGUGUUUGGCGUCGACGCAACAAUAAUUGUUUUACUUUGAAAGGAUUCUGACUUCUAUUAUUGUCAUCACAGUUUGAUCACUGGGCUUUUUUUUUAACCCUUUUUUGUUCUUUUGGUCUUAUGCAAAUAAUACUAAUGUGUCAUGGGACAGAAGAGAAAAUAUUUGCCUUAUUGCAGGAUUUUAAAUUGUACUUGUACAUAUAUUCACGGACCUCACUCCAGAUAUUUUAGGUAUGUGGUCAAGUUAAAUCAGAAUGACAGGAUCUUUUCAAAAUAAAACUGCCCCUUCUUCCACUCUGUUCUCCGACGUAUGCAGUGAUGUAUCUUCAAACUAUUCAGACGAACGCUUCUCGCUUAUUAAACUGAAGACAUUUAGAAUUUUUUUUUUUUGAGCGAGUGUUAAUGGCUUUUAUUUUUUCUGUUGUAGUUUUUGCACUGAGCGAAUGCGGUUAUUUAUUGAUUAUUGUAUUUUAAGUGUGUGGUUUGGGCAAUCGCGUCCAUCAGAGUUUUCACAAAUCCCAUAAUUCAAGAUUAUGACGGCUUCUGAUAAUUUUAGCCUGGAGGCGAUCAGAGAGGUCUUUACUGAGCUCAUAUAUACUGUAUAUGUAUAUAUAUAUUUGUACUACUGUCGGUAAAAACAUGGAUUGAUACUCGCAGGUAGCAACGUCAUUUUUAACACUUCCAUAUGUUUGCACUUUGGCCGGAACUACUGAAAAGAAAACCUUUUUUUAAUGAGAAAUACCCACAAGUAUCCCUUAAUGAAGCUCUCCGUAUGAAUGUAAAUGUUACCGCAGAUCUUCCGUUGGAGCCGUUUAUUCCUGACUUCCUCUCGUCAGAUCAACACACAAUUUGUAAAAGAAAAUAAAUUUCAAUAAAUUUCUUUCUUUUUUUGUUCCUUUGUGCAAUUCAUAGGUUUUACUCUGAUUUUGUCUCUGUUGUGUUUUUGUUGUACAGUUCUAGGUAACAUGGACUAUGCUCUAUUUUAUAACUACUGGAUAAGCCUUUUGUUAAUUAAUAAAAAUUGAAAUCCUC